Messenger RNA from Macadamia integrifolia, 1416 nucleotides. Its product is annotated as E3 ubiquitin-protein ligase DIS1. Gene Ontology annotation, cellular component: cytoplasm. Bases 302 to 1219 code for a protein of 305 amino acids. Gene Ontology annotation, biological process: ubiquitin-dependent protein catabolic process; multicellular organism development. The transcript has 4 exons. Gene Ontology annotation, molecular function: ubiquitin protein ligase activity; protein binding; zinc ion binding. The record is from RefSeq and is a predicted model, not a curated record. Lineage: Eukaryota; Viridiplantae; Streptophyta; Magnoliopsida; Proteales; Proteaceae.
UGGGGUUUUGGACUGCUGAGAUCUACCAGCUCUGAGAUCUGAUUCAACCACCCUUUUGAGGGUUGAUCAAGGGUUCAAAGAGGGGCACUCAACUGGAAUCUUGGAGCUUUCUGACCUCAGUUUGUGGAGUUAUUUAGAAUCAACUGAUUUUGACCUAAUUCAGACAAAGGGUCCUAUAUCUUCGGUCAACCAGAAGCUGCUAUUGAUCUUUUGGGGUUUUAUUGGUCCACCUAGGACCUCGACUCGAUCCAAAUUUCAGUCUCAACUGACCCUAUUUUGAAAUUGGUUGUGCUACUUAGCAAUGGCUUCUGCAACUACUUAUAUUGAUGAUAUGGGGUCCAAGCCUGAUGUUAUUGAUCUUCCUAAAAGCAAAGACAUGAUGGAAAUUUGUGAACAUUCAAAUGAUCCUUCUCAACAUGCUAUAAAACCGAAUGUGACAGUUGCUAGCAGUGUUCGUGAUUUGUUGGAAUGUCCAGUAUGCUUAAAUGCUAUGUACCCUCCCAUCCAUCAGUGUUCAAAUGGCCACACAUUGUGUUCUGGUUGCAAGCCUAGGGUGCACAACCGGUGCCCCACUUGUCGACAUGAACUAGGAAAUAUAAGAUGUCUUGCUCUAGAGAAGAUUGCAGCCUCACUUGAACUUCCUUGCAAGUAUCAGAGCUUUGGGUGCACGGGCAUAUACCCUUACUAUAGCAAACUAAAGCAUGAAUCGCACUGUGCAUUUAGACCCUACAACUGUCCAUAUGCUGGUUCAGAGUGCACUGUCAUUGGUGAUAUCCCUUAUCUGGUGACCCACCUGAAAGAUGACCACAAAGUGGACAUGCACAAUGGCAGUACUUUCAACCAUCGCUAUGUAAAAUCCAAUCCACAUGAAGUAGAGAAUGCCACAUGGAUGUUAACAGUUUUCAGUUGCUUUGGCCAGUAUUUCUGUCUGCAUUUUGAGGCAUUCCAGCUUGGUAUGGCACCAGUGUAUAUAGCAUUCUUGCGGUUUAUGGGUGAUGACAAUGAAGCCAAGAACUAUACUUACAGUCUUGAAGUGGGUGGUAAUGGGAGGAAGAUGAUAUGGCAAGGGGUUCCUAGAAGCAUAAGAGACAGCCACAGGAAAGUACGUGACAGUUUUGACGGCCUUAUUAUCCAACGCAACAUGGCUCUCUUCUUCUCAGGUGGAGACAGGAAGGAGUUGAAGCUUAGGGUGACUGGGAGGAUUUGGAAAGAACAAUGAGGAUGUCCAUCUUACUCACCUGAAUUUAUUUAAUAGUUUCUCCUAUAAUAGUAGUUACUUGUCUCUUAGUCUUCUGUUCAUGUAUUUCCUGGAUCAUAGAAGGCAAAUUCUCUUUGCUUAUGCAUGCAUUGAAUACAUGAGUGGAAAGACAUCAUCAUAUAAAUAUGGUUUUAAGGAAAAAAGAAAUAGUUCAUGCA